This is a messenger RNA of Triplophysa dalaica, 822 nucleotides long. RefSeq names its product cholesterol 25-hydroxylase like 1, tandem duplicate 2 (gene ch25hl1.2). The coding region runs from base 1 to 822 and encodes 273 amino acids. Gene Ontology annotation, molecular function: C-4 methylsterol oxidase activity; steroid hydroxylase activity; iron ion binding. The transcript has a single exon. Gene Ontology annotation, biological process: cholesterol metabolic process; sterol biosynthetic process. NCBI's taxonomy places the organism in Eukaryota, Metazoa, Chordata, Actinopteri, Cypriniformes, Nemacheilidae. The record is from RefSeq and is a predicted model, not a curated record.
AUGACUGUGUUUCAUGCAAUCUGGGAAAGCUGCCAGCAAAGAGACUCGGUUUUACAGCCUAUGUGGGAUUACCUGCGGAUCAACCACUCUGGCAUGCUUCGAUCUCCUCUCUUUCCUGUUAUUCUAACGGUAGCAUCAUACUUCGUUCUUUGUCUGCCCUUCCUAGCAUGUGACAUUAUGGGAGAGAAGUGGCCUGCUAUUUACUGGCACAAGAUCCAGCCUGGCAAGAUGCCCACACCUGCAAUGCUUCUACACUGCAGUGGAGUUACUCUGUAUAAUCAUCUACUCCUGGUGUUGCCUGCAGCAGCAGCACAGUGGAUAUGGAGACCUCCCAUUCCUCUGCCUGAACAAGCACCUACAUUACUAGAACUUGCAGUUGGGGUAGCUGGGAAUCUUCUGCUCUUUGACUUUCAGUACUUCAUCUGGCACUUUUUGCAUCACAAGAUACGCUGGCUGUAUGUCACUUUCCAUGCCAUCCAUCACGUUUACUCUGCCCCCUUUUCUCUGGCCACACAGUGUCUCGGAGGAUGGGAGCUGGUGACAGUGGGUCUCUGGACCACGCUCAACCCUGUUUUGCUGAGAUGUCACCUGCUCACUACUUGGGCGUUCAUGGUUGUCCAUGUAUAUGUUUCUGUGGAGGACCACUGUGGAUAUGACUUCCCGUGGUCCACCUCACGUCUCAUUCCUUUUGGUAUUUAUGGAGGUCCAAGCAAGCACGAUGUACACCACCGGAAACCUAAUACCAACUUUGCUCCACAUUUUAGCCACUGGGAUAAACUGUUCGGCACUCAUGCUGAUUUUAGUUUUGUUAAAACUUCUUGA